Molecule: messenger RNA, 1236 nt
Organism: Plasmodium malariae
Lineage: Eukaryota; Apicomplexa; Aconoidasida; Haemosporida; Plasmodiidae
Product: phd finger protein, putative
Exons: 7
Coding region: 1-1236 (411 amino acids)
Source: RefSeq, a predicted model, not a curated record
AUGGAAAAAGGGCUUGUCGUGGUUUCGAAUAAAGUAAAAAGAAGAGAAAUAGAUAAGUCUAAAAAUAAGGGAAUGAAUUAUAUAGAGAAUUAUGGUAUGAACAACCAUAAAAAGGUAACAUAUAAUAACAAUAAUAAGAAAACAAAUAACAAAAAUUUAAAACCAACCAAUACAAAUUCUGAAAUAAGAAACUACAGUGACAAUAAUGAAAACGAUCCUUUCUGCUAUGAAUGCUAUCAUGGAGGAAAUUUAAUUUGUUGUGACAACUGCAUCAGAUCCUAUCACAUAUACGUAAGCCUAUUCUUUGAAGCUGAUAAGCCUCAACAAAAUUAUAACUAUUGGUAUUGCCCCCUCUGUAAAAGAAGUGGCGUAACUAUUGAUAUUUCAUUAAAAAAAAGGAAGAAAAUAAAAACCAUAAGUACAUGCGAAGAAAAAAAAGAAAAGGUUAAACAAAAAAGUGAAGGGAGUAAUUAUACAGGUCAGAUCAAUGUGGGGGAAAAUUACCAAGUGUCCAAUGUCUCAACCUUUUUUUUAAAUAGCCAUUCAGAAAAAUAUGAUGAGCCGAACAAAUCCGAAUUAGUUUACUCGCCAUACUUAUUAGAACGGAUGAAAGAAAGCUACUUAAGUGAGGGACAAUACGAAUUAGUUAUCAAAAAUGAUUAUGAAUUGUCUAUUUUUAUAAAAGAGCUAGCCAAAAAUUGGAAAUGUCAAUUGGGGUGGCACCCAUUUACUCCUGAAUACGCCUUCAAGAUUUUACAUCGAGUUGAUUACAACCCAAGGAGAGCUAUAGAAUUACUAAAAAGUUCUGAUUUUAAUUUUUUAGAAAUUUGUGACCCCCCAAUACGAAAAUACGAGAAUAAGUGGAGACCUCGCGAUAAAAGAGGCCAAAUAUCAGACUCACCUUAUCCCUCCUCAGAGUUGCUACAAAGUUACAUCAAGCGCUCUGUUGAAAUUUCGCUAGAUGAAAAGAAAUACAGUUACAGAAUUAAUGAAAAAAACAAAUAUUAUUGCGAAAUAAACAAAAAUAAUAUAAUUGAAUCUAGUUACCCUCAUGAAAGAACAAGAAAUGCUUUGAAAAAAGAACUAGAUGAAGACGAAGACGAAGAUGAAGUGGAAUUAGAGGAAGAAGAAGAAGAUGGGGUCUUAGCUGAAGAGGAUGAGGAGGAAGAAGAAGAAGACGACUACGAUGAAGAGGAUAAGGAUGAUGAGGAGUACUACGGAGAAGAUUACAAAUAA